Molecule: messenger RNA, 6240 nt
Organism: Jaculus jaculus (lesser Egyptian jerboa)
Lineage: Eukaryota; Metazoa; Chordata; Mammalia; Rodentia; Dipodidae
Gene: Pdxk
Product: pyridoxal kinase
Exons: 11
Coding region: 66-1004 (312 amino acids)
Biological process (GO): pyridoxal 5'-phosphate salvage
Cellular component (GO): cytosol
Molecular function (GO): pyridoxal kinase activity
Source: RefSeq, a predicted model, not a curated record
GCGAGCGAGCGAGCGAGCGGCUCCGUGACACGGCUCGGGUCCCGCGCCACCGCGGCCAGCCCGGCAUGGAGGAGGAGUGCCGGGUGCUCUCGAUCCAGAGCCACGUCGUCCGCGGCUACGUGGGCAACCGGGCGGCCACGUUCCCGCUGCAGGUUUUGGGAUUCGAGAUCGACGCGGUGAACUCUGUCCAGUUUUCAAACCACACAGGCUAUGCCCACUGGAAAGGCCAAGUGCUGAACUCGCAGGAGCUCCAUGAACUGUACGAGGGUCUGAAGCUGAACAGCGUGAAUAAGUAUGACUACGUGCUCACAGGUUACACAAGGGACAAGUCUUUCCUGGGCAUGGUGGUGGACCUCGUACGGGACCUGAAGCAGCAGAACUCGAGGCUCGUGUACGUGUGUGAUCCCGUGAUGGGGGACAAGUGGAAUGGCGAAGGCUCCAUGUACGUUCCCGAGGACCUCCUUCCCGUGUACAAGGAGAAAGUGGUGCCUGUGGCAGACAUCAUCACUCCCAACCAGUUUGAGGCCGAGUUGCUGAGUGGCAGAAAGAUCCACAGCCAGGAAGAAGCUCUUGCAGUAAUGGACAUACUGCACAGCAUGGGUCCUGACACGGUGGUCAUCACCAGCUCUGACCUGCCCUCCCCACGGGGCAGUGAUUACCUGAUUGCGCUGGGCAGCCAGAGAAUGAGGAGGCCUGAUGGUUCCACGGUGACUGAACGCAUCCGGAUGGAGAUGCGCAAGGUGGACGCUGUCUUCGUGGGCACCGGGGACCUCUUCGCCGCCAUGCUCCUGGCGUGGACACACAAGCACCCGGACAACCUCAAGGUGGCCUGUGAGAAGACUGUGUCAGCCAUGCACCAUGUGUUACAGAGGACCAUCCAGUUUGCAAAAGCCCAAGCCGGGGAGGGACAGAAGCCCAGCCCAGCCCAGCUGGAGCUGAGGAUGGUCCAGAGCAAAAGGGACAUCGAAGACCCGGAGAUCGUCGUGCAGGCCACGGUGCUGUGAGGGCCGUGCGGGCCCGCCUCGGACGCGCAGCGCGCCGGUGUCUGUUUUCGUCCUGUGAAAAAACUGUAACGUCUGCCUUAGAGCCAUGACCGAAACAUGACAUUUUGUUCCUUUGUGAGUGUUGGGGAUCAACUGGUCUAAAAUCGUGAAAAUGUGCCAUUGUGCUUUUUACAAAAAAAAAAAAACAAAAUAACCAAGUACUCACAGAAAUUUGUUCUUUGGAAAUCCAGCCCCCUUCCCUAGGCCUCCUGACUGCUCCAUAUUAACCCACUCAGGGGUGGUCCUAUAUGUGGUUUGUGUUAGGUAGGUGGGGGAGGGGAGCCUGCUGCCACUGCCCCCAGGACCCCACUUCCUCAUGGGCUGGGCCCAAAGUGGUCUCCUUGAGAUUGAGUUGAUUGGCACCUGGAAGAAUUAUGCCAAAUAACUUCAUUGCCCUUCUGGUCUCUCUUCCUGCACUAGAAUUUCUGUGCGUUAAGUUACUGCUCUGAGUGUCUCGGGAUGGAGAGGAUCCUACUGAACUAUGUGGAAAGGCAUCCUGUCCCCAUGUGUACACAAGUGUGUGUGCUCAACACUGUGGGCAUCUCUCCAGGGCCCAGCAAGUUCUGGAGAUCUGCAAGCUCCUCCCCGGGGGUGGGGGUGGGGGGAUUUGUGUCAGCAAGAGCUACAGUAACUUGGGAACAGCUUCUGGGAAUCUGACCAGUACCAGGGCCGCUGGUGAAGUUCGGGGAAAGUUGGCUCGUGGGAAGUCACCUAGUCCUGCGGUACCAGUUGCUUGGCGCCGCGUUUGCCAUGUACCACUGGUGACAGUGCAUUGAUGCACGGGUGUUUCCAUGUUGAUAGGAACAGAGAGGCAAAGGUGGCGCCUGCCCCUUGGUGGCAUGCUCCAUCCUGUGCCCCUCUCCCUUCUGUGCUGGGGACAAGAAGCUCAUCAUAGAGCCGCUAGCUGCCCGCCCCUUGGGAGUUCUACAGGGGUAGUAGAGGGACAGGUACAGUCCCCAGACCUCUCCAGUGGACAGGACAAGUCCAGUUGUCCACCACUCAUGGGUGAUUUCCCUGGCCCCUAGAGUCUGGGGUCGCUCAGUCACAGCUGUAAGUGGGGCUGCCAAUCAUUAGUUUGCCUUGAUCUCGGUAAACCCCCCCCCCCCACCCACUUCCCUGUGCCUCAUUGGGUUCUUGGGAGAGAAUGGAGAGGCCAGAGGUGGUAGGGGAGCACACUGUGACCUCUAGGAGAGCGGACUGUCCAGGGGUACCCGGCUUCAAGCUGCACAAGAAGGUCUCAGAGCCACACCCUGUAAAUGCAGUUCUGAUGUCUUCUGGGAAGACUCUCCACCCAGAAGGUAUUCUUUACCCUGUUAAAAUAACCCAGAGCAAGGAGAUGCUGGUCCACGUGGGCUGGGCACUGGCCCACCUCCCUUUCCCUCACCUGACUCACGCUCUGAGCAUCUUAACUCAUGGGCCAGUACUCUGACCAGGACUGACCAGCUCCCCUGUGGCCAGCAAGCUGGACGUGUAUUUCUUGGUCCUGAUGUGGGCCAGUGAGCUCUGGGACCUGGAGUAGGAAGUCCACUAGCCUGGUAGAGAGGACCGGCCACAACUGACCCAGGGCCUGGGCCUUCGUAGGGUCUUUCCCGGGUUAAAAACCUCAACACUGCCACAUAGAGACUGGGGCGGCCAUGUUGCAGCCUGAAGGAAGCUUUCUUUUCUCUCUUCAAGUGUUGAGAGCAAGCCCAGGGCUGGGGGAGGCGCCUGCCUGCGUGUGUCCCGGAUGAACUCGUGAAAUGUCCCCGUGGCACAAUAGCUCCGGGUGAGGUGGUUCUGUGUGAGGACUGGGCUUUUGGGGUGCGCCCUGCUUGUGCCCUGGGAGAUGCCUGGGUCUUCACCAGAGCCCAGAGUCCUUUGCUUGCCAAGUUACUGCAGAGCAGGCAUGCUUUCUCCAUUGUGAACGUGUCCUGAGUAAUCUUGAAUUCAGCCAGUGUGAGGCAUUCCCUCCUCCCUUCCUUGGCUGGAAGAGCGCAGGGGAUAAUGAGAGAUUGGAGCAAGGGAAACAAAGUCAGAUGCCUUUUCUGAGUGUGACAACUGUGCGGAUUGGACACAGGAUCCUGGGUUUGGCCGGGGGGAGGGUGCUUGCCCGGUGUGUGCACCAUCCGGAUCCAUGCCCAGCACACAGAAAAGGAAGGACACUAGGUUUCUGGGACAGCAGCCCCGUCUGUAAGCCAGCACGGUGCUCAGGUCAGCAUUGCUGUGUCCAGCCUUGCUUAGUGGCUCUGACGUAAACAGGCAUCUCUGGCCUUGAGAGUCUUAAGAUGUACACUUUCCCAUCCAAGCUGGUGAUCUGGGCAUUGGUAGUGGUUGCUGGUGUAGAUUGGCACCAAAUUAGGAUCAGCCUUUUGCUUUAACAUUCCAUAGUUUAAUAUAACACACAAAAUAAUUCAUUUUGAGAUAAAGGUUGUAUUAGCCCAGUGUUGCCUACUUAUUAUUAUCAGGGGACGGCAUUUUUUUUUUUCAGUGUAUAACAUUUUUAAUGAACUGAAUAGUCAGUACCUCACAUACAUAGGAGUCAGAAAAGCAAGCAAAGUAUUUCCAAGAGCUUCUUGAAGGCACCAAGAUUUAGGCUGAGGGAGAUGCAAACUCUUAGGGGACGGCAUUUUAAUACUGUCUUCAUCCAGCUCCUUAAAGUUCCUGGAGACUAAAACCGAAUUAUGAGACAUGAUUCUUUGAAAUCGUUGCCUGAUCCUGCCAAGAUGAUCACGUGCCUCUUGUCUUUUGCAAUAUCGUGCCACUCACUCAUUGUGUAAUUAAUUUUUGAUUCAUAUCUUGGUCUUAAUCUUGUGAGAGCCAAUUUUUUAAAUGUUUGAUUUUACCAUGGAGGGAGCGAGCUUGUCUUGACAGCUCUCAGCGAGGGGCAGGGGUGCCGCCUGCCGGCCCCUCCUUGGGAUGCCAUGAUGAGUUCCUGCUGUGGUAUCAGUGUCUGGGAGCAGAGAACGUGCUAGAGGGCAGGCCCUCUCUAGCCACCCUUGAGAAAGUCCUGGAGGAAGCCCAGACUCCCGUGGUCUUAGGAAGCAGGCAGGUGGGUCUGGGCCAGCGGACAGCUCCUCAGUGUGAUGUCUGUCUUGCAUGGCUCCAGACCUCAUAGUCCCUCUUCAGUUGAAAAGUCCUGCUCUCUGAGGGGUCACCUGUUCGGGGGCGUCCAUAUUUAUGCUGCUCACGGGCGGUCGGUGACCACAGGUCAGUCAGGUCUCUUCUGCCCAAACCUGGAUCCCCUUCCCCACCUCCUCGCUGCUCAGUCACCCACACCGGCCCCCUCCAUCCACCUUCCCUUGGGCUGGGCGUCUACCCAGCGAGGGGGCAGGAGUCUGAAUGAGCUGGCAGGAAUGUGGGGCUUUUUGGAGGCUUCCCUGAACAAACGCUGGUGUGAUUCCCAGACUCUGCUGUGCCCUCCAAAGUGAGCAGGCCAGGGAGUUUUCCUUCCUGACCCCAAGAGGGGUUUCCCAGAGCUUCCUGGAUAAGCCAAGUCCUUUACCUUGAACUAGGGAAGGCCUGAACUUAGGCACUGUGAGUCAGGGUGAAUACCACUCCCCAGGUCCCUGAACGAUGGAAGACGGCCCUGGGGCCACAGCACAGCAUGCAUGUGCAACUUGGCCAUGUCUGUGGCAGGUGCUGGCUUGGUAGGACAUCCGCAGGAUGUCCCAGAAGUAUGGGAUCCUAUGAGCGUUGUCAUUUCCUUCCCUCCCACCCCGUCAUACACUUCCAGGCCUCCGUCGGCAGAGGUCAAAGAAUGGCCCCAGCAGCUCAGGCAGGUAGCCGCAGUCUGUGGUCCACCACCCUACUGGGGGUGAGGGGUUGAUUAGCGUGUGAUUCUUUCUCAUUUAGAUUGGAACCGGACUUUGGCCUGUACUGGGCAGUGCCUUCCAGCGAGCGGGAGGCUUAGUGUGUGUUCAGAAGCAUGACAGCCCUGGAAGCCACUGCUUGGGCCACAUAACUGGCCACGUUCACAGUUUCUAAAUCUGGGGAGGGGGACUUUGUGUACUUCGUGUGUCUCCCUGUUGAUUCUGGUUCAUUGUCAGUGCACAUAUUUUCUGUUUUAAAUGUGUAAAGAUUGAUUAAAAAAAUAACACCUUAUGCUCUGUAUUCUGCCUUCACCACAGCCCAAUGUGUUUUAAUUUUCUGACAGAAUAAACAAGUGUUUUAAUGGUGCCCCCACUGUCUGAGCCAAGCAGGAAGGAGCCUGUUCUCAAAGCAGAAAGCCACCCUUCCUGAGAUGGGCUCUAGGGGCCUCCAUUUCAGAGGGGAUGGUGAACAGUGCUCCCGAAACCUGGCCUCGCCCAUUUCCUCCCCCUCUGUCACCGUGGUGCAGCUGGCUUCUCAUCUCUCCUGCCUAGGAAAGGCCUCCCUGGGGCCAUGGGCUCUCCCCUCGGCCCACAUGAGCUCUGAAGCAACUGGCCGGGCUUUCUCAGACUCCCUGUGUUUGACAGCUCCCCGGAAAGCAGGGCGGUACUUGCAGAGCCAGCAGUCUUCAGGAAGGCAAACCCUGGUGACUUCAUUUUUAUUUUGACCUGGCUUGGUGGCUUUUGAAGCCUCUGGAGCUGUGGUCUCAGGGCACAAGGUGCUCAUGUGCUGAGGGUGCUAGGACACAAAAGAGCACUCAGAGGGUUGACAGACCUUAACAAGUGUGUCCCAAGAGUGGGUCAGUGGAAGCAAAAAUCCCCUCAAGGCUCGGGCCUCCUAGAUUCCCACAAAGGACCUGAAACUGGCUUCUAGGUGAUAGGGGAUGCAGUCGUCAAUGUCUUGGGGAAAUGGGGGUGAUGUCAUUUACAUAGCUCUUGAAGGAUGAGAUGUGGCUAACACUGUGAAUGCUUUUAGCUUUAUAGCUACCUAAUUCCUAAGUAGAAUGCUAGUUGGAAUUUUACCUAUUUGUUGCAAAAUCUGGACUGAUGGGAAGACGGGGCUACUGUGGGCCCCAUCCCCCGCAACCCUGCCCGUCCUUCCCAGAGACAGGUACAGCCUUUCGGAGGCUCCUGGCCUUCGGAGCAAAGCACAGGGGUUCCCCCCCCCCAGCCCUGCUGCGCAGGAGGGAUGUGCUCUGGGGUUCAGGUAGUCUCUGGCCCUGAGUCUCCCAGGCCCGCGUACUGUCCCGUGUCCAUGCCAUUUGUAGAUGUGAGCACUGUGUCAGCCGUGUCUAUUUUGUGCCGGUCCUGUCGACUUCUAUGAUUAUCCACAAAUAAAUAUUUUCAUGGCA